This is a messenger RNA of Frankliniella occidentalis (western flower thrips), 7177 nucleotides long. RefSeq names its product attractin-like protein 1 (gene dsd). Gene Ontology annotation, cellular component: Golgi apparatus. The record is from RefSeq and is a predicted model, not a curated record. Bases 41 to 3877 code for a protein of 1278 amino acids. Lineage: Eukaryota; Metazoa; Arthropoda; Insecta; Thysanoptera; Thripidae. The transcript is spliced from 22 exons. Gene Ontology annotation, molecular function: protein binding.
CGAAGACGAAAUGAACAGUCGCGGAAAUGCUUGACUCAAGAUGGCAGCGUACCUGCAGAUGUUUUUAUUUAUAUUUAAAUCAAAAUACAGACGAAAAUGGGACCUUGGACAAACCAUUGUGUGUCUAUGUUUAGUUCUUUCUUGUUCUUUUUGUGUGCAAUGCAAAUUUAACUGCAGUGAUGUACAAUGUAUAAAUGGGGAGUGUGUGAAUGGUACCUGUGUCUGCAACGAAGGAUGGCAAGGGUCUGCUUGUCAGUUUUGCGGUGGGAAAGUAAGACUGUCAGACCCCCAGGGAACUAUUCAUGAUGGAUAUGGAAAUUAUUCCAUUGAUGUCAAGUGCAGCUGGCUGGUGGACAGUGGCACCCCAAACACUUCUAUCCAUCUGCAUCUUGAAGAGUUUGCCACAGAAUGUGGUUGGGAUCAUCUUUAUAUAUUUGAUGGUGAUAGUGUUCAUUCACCUCUCUUAGGUGUCUUUAGUGGACUGAUGUAUAAAGGCAAUUAUAGUGUGAGGCGCAUACCAGAAAUUGUAGCUCAUUCGGGUUCUGCCCUCAUCCACUUUUACAGUGAUGUAGCCUAUAAUAUGACAGGAUUUAACAUCACUUACAGGUUCAAUUCCUGUCCCAGUCGAUAUUCUCAUACAAACUGUUCGGGACACGGUGUGUGCAUUGAUGGCGCUUGCCUAUGUGAUGCUCUAUACAUGGGCCCAGCUUGUGAUGUUCCAAAGUGUCCAAAUAAUUGCAGUGGCAAUGACCACGGUUACUGCAACCUUGAAAGGCGUCAAUGUGAAUGCUACGGAAGGUUCAGAGGUGAUGAUUGCAGCCAAAUAGCAGAUCAGGGGUAUUGGGAAGUGCUGCAUCCAAAGGAUAUACAGCCUGAGGGGUCUGCUUCUCACUGUGCUGUAGUGUGGAAAGAUUCACUGUACAUAGUUGGUGGAGAAUCUUAUCACAGAGCAAAAAUGUUGUAUACUUAUGAUUUUAAUGGCGAAGUGUGGGAAACCCCUCAGAUGGAGUACAAAAAUGCACCUCGUCCUCGCUACGGGCACUCUUGUGUGAUGUUUGGGGACAAAGUGUUUAUGUAUGGUGGUGUUGAAGUAACCGGUGAAGUUUCAUCAGAACUAUGGGCCUUUGAUGUCAAUGCGAAGACGUGGGAAAAUAUCACAGUAGAUUCAGAUCCCUGCAACAUCACAGGCAACAGUAGCCUUCCCUGUGGCCCUUUACAGUCAGCAGGCCACACUGCAACUCUUGUUAAUAAAUCUCAGAGAUCUGAUCGAAUGGUUGUCAUAUUUGGCCAUUCUCCGAGAUAUGGGCAUCUUCACACUGUACAAGAAUUUGUAUUUGGCACAAGAGAAUGGAGCGUUGUGAAAACUCGGGGCUAUCCGGUUCGAGGAGGUUACGGCCACUCUAGUUCUUUAGAUCACCUCACUCAACUAAUUUAUGUUUAUGGUGGUUUUAUCUUUGAAAAUUCUCUCAUUUUGAGUAACAGAUUGUACUCUUAUGACCCCAAUAGUAGAGUGUGGCGACUUCUGAUGGCUGCACCUUCUGGACGCUUCCUCCACACAGCUUCAUUUUUAUCAGGAGGUUUAAUGCUGGUAUUUGGUGGCAACACACAUAAUGAUACUGCUCACAGUCAUGGGGCUAAAUGCUAUUCCUCAGAUCUUUUGGCUUAUGAUGUAUUAUGUGAUUCAUGGGUGUCCUUGCCACUGCCCUCACAUGGUUUGUCGCAAGCUGAUCUUGCCCGGUUUGGUCAUUCUGCUGUAAUUUUUGGGGGAGCUCUUUAUAUUUAUGGUGGCUUUGACGGUCAGAUGUUGUCUGAUAUAUUAAGGUUUACUCCAGGUAUAUGUAGUAGUCAAAAUACAAAAGACGCUUGCGUGAACCUUCGAACAGGCGUUAAAUGUGUGUGGAAUCAAAGAGAUCAAAACUGUGUGAAUGCCUCUACUGCUUUCAAUAACAGGCCGCUGGUAUUGCAUUCAGAUGGACGUGAUGAAGAAGAACAUGACAAUGGAUUCAGUAUUUGCCCCGAUGGCGGGAGAGCUGCUAAAUCAGCUGCAGCCCAAAUGCAUAAAGAGUUUUGCAAGACUUACUCAGAUUGUGCAUCUUGUGUCCAAACAUCUUACUCAUGUGACUGGUGUCAAGGUCAAAGCACGUGUAGCUACCGAGGAGAGGGCUGCAACAAUUCUCAUCCUGUAAACAGCAACAACAUAGAAUACAGCACUAGUGUGCUGGAGCCUGUCAGAUCUCUUGACCGUUGUGAGCCUGAAGAUUCAUCUGUCUGUCCGCCUCCUCCUAACUCAUGUCAUCGUUGGGAGUAUGAAGUUCAUUGCAACAGCUCUGUUGAUUCUCAGCAGUCACAGCAAGAACUUUGUAAAUGUGCUGACCUAAAGUCAUGUUUUAACUGCACCCGUGAAGAGUGUAUUUGGUGCCAAAAUGAAGGUCGAUGUAUUGAUAAAAAUGCAUACACAACUUCUUUCCCAUAUGGGCAGUGUCGUGAGUGGACAACACAGCAGGCUAGAUGCAGAUCGACGGUGUCAGGUAAAUCAUCCUGUAGCUUUUAUUUGACCUGUGCUGAAUGUCGUGAUGAUCCUGCUUGUGGAUGGUGUGAUCAUGGCUCUGGCACUGGAUUGGGAACUUGUUUCCCUGGUGGCAAUAUGGGACCUGACCAUGAGUAUACAUGUCCUGCUCGCAACUGGUAUUUUACAGUCUGUCCUCUUUGCCAAUGUAAUGGACACAGCACUUGUCAAGAUAACACCUCAUUAUGCAAUCAACCUUGUGGAAAUAUGACUCAAGGAGAAAAAUGUGAACGCUGCAUACCAGGUUAUUAUGGUAUUGCAAUAAAUGGUGGAUCCUGUGGACCUUGUGAUUGCAAUGACCAGGGAACCUUAUGUAAUCAAGAAAACGGGAAGUGUUUUUGUACAACAAAGGGGAUUAGUGGAGAUCAUUGUGAGCGAUGUGACACAGCAAAUCAUUACCAUGGAGAUCCCACUAACCACGGCUCAUGCUUUUACGAUCUUACUAUCGACUAUCAAUUUACUUUUAAUCUUUCUAAGAAAGAGGAUAGACAUUAUACCCAAAUUAACUUUAAAAACAGUCCUCCCAAACCAGAUAUUGACGCAGAUUUUAGUAUUACUUGCUCUGUCAUGGCAAAAAUGAACAUAACAAUCAAAACAGCAAAAGAAGGAGAGCGGCAAAUAUUGGUUGAUCAUAAUUGUACCUCGUUCCGCACUCGUUUUACAAAGGCAGAACACAAUUUUGGAAUAGAGGAGAAUGUGACCCUUACAACAUUUUAUGUUUAUGUUUAUGACUUUCACACCCCAUUGUGGAUUCAGAUCUCAUUUUCCCAGUAUCCAAAACUCAACCUUCAACAGUUUUUCAUCACUUUUUCUACGUGCUUCCUUCUUUUACUCUUGGUAGCUGCAAUUUUAUGGAAAAUCAAACAGAAAUAUGAUAUGUACAGAAGGCGCCAGAGAAUGUUUGCUGAAAUGGAGCAAAUGGCAAGUCGUCCUUUCUCCCAGGUGCUGGUAGAAAUUGAAAGACGUGAAAGACUUCAUGAGAAUGCCAAUACUGAUGCAGAUACUCAACAUUCAUCAGUUGCCUCAUUAAGGAAAAGAAAGAAAAUGUCGCGGCAGGAUUCACCUAGUCCUAUAGCCCUGGAACCAUGUUGUGGUAACAGAGCUGCUGUUCUUUCUUUGCUCAUUCGCCUGCCAACAGGUGGUGAGAUUUACACUCCUCCUGGACAAUCUGCUGGUUUAGCAAUAGCAUCUGCCCUUGUAACCUUAGGAAAUCCUCGUAAGGUUAGUGCUGAUCCUGCCAAUAAGUGUGACCAGAAGUCCUCCAAGUCACGAAAAUCUGUUUCAAGCCAGCACCCUGAUAGUUGCAUAUGAUGGCUGCUCCCAGUCAAAUAAAUUAUUUAUUAUUUUUUAUACCUUCUUCAAGAGGUGAACUUUGUUUCCCUUGUGGAGAUUUGUUGUGAUCAAGAGUGUCAUUGUACUGAUAAUGAGAAGGAACUGACUUGUAAUGUAUGUAGGUUAAAUGCCCAUUGUGAGAAUUGUUUUGUUUUAUAUGUGUGUAUGUCAAGAAAAGUGUGAAUGUCUGAAUGUGAUAAUUGUGUUUUUAGAUGGUACCUAGUGUGUGUUUCUAUGUUAGGGUAUGUAUGUAUGUAUGUAUGUAUGUAUGUAUCAAUGUAUGUAAGUAUGAUUGUGUUUUUGUAUGUUUGCGGAUGGAUGAUUAGUUAUGCAUGUGAACCAGUGUUUUCUUUCCAUGUGUAAAGGCACACAUUUAUUCUGAGACUUAAGAGAUUUUUUAAAAUUAUUAUUUAUGUAAGUUCUGAAGAAGCAUUUGGUUUAAAAGUGUACCCAUUCAUGGGUAAAAUAGUUGCAAGAAACCCCCCUUUUUUUUCUCAAUAAUUUUUAGGAGAUGUCUGCAAGGGUAUUAAACUGACAGCUUCAUUUUCACCCAGAGAAAUCAGGAGGAGCCUUUCAUAUGCCUGCUAUUGUAUGUAGCCUAUGGGUAUAAGUGCAUGCAAAUCAGGUUUUUUAUAGCAAAAGUAAUGAGGUAAAUCUGGUUUCCUUUCAAACACCUUCACUGUGUCUUCCCAUUAUCUUUGAAAUGAAACGCAAUACUCUCUUUGAAUUGCAGACCUACAAGACAGUUUCUGUCCAUGAAUGAGGAGAAGCAAAAGAAGGAACCCAAUCAUUAUAGUUGUCUAUUGUUGUUUGUCUGCAUUCUCUUCCCAUUAUUACAUGCAAUCCACAUAAUGCACUCCUUGCAAAAUAUUCUAUCUUAAAGUGAAGAAAAACUUGAGUAUGCAUCCUCUGAGUGCUGGCAGAGCAGAAAAAUUGUUUGUCCUUUUCUGAAUUUUUUCUGCUCAAUCAAUUAUUACAAAGAUGCCGUUUACUCAAUUUCUGCUGCUUGACAGUAACUGUGACAAAAGAUGAGAUAUUUUGCUCUCUUUCAAUCCCUCUCCCUCUUAAAGUGAUGGUUUAAGACUGAAUUUAUCUUUCAGAAAGACUUCUCUCCUCAUAAGAACUUAUGUAACUUUUCUCUCUGUACAAGAACCUUAUUUAUUUUAUUUAUUUUAUUCAGAGUAGGUCACUGACAUUUUACAUACAGCCAUGAUCUGGUUCAAGAACUGCAGUAGAUUUUUGAGUUGCUCUAAUACAAAUAAAUAUAACAUUUAUCCUUCAUAAGCUAUGUACUUCGAUCUUUUUUACUGGGGACUCACAUUAGAAAGCCAUGGUAAAAUUUUAUAUUUUCCUGAAGUAGCAUUUGGAAUAGCCCUUCUCCCUCCUCUCCCCUUUCUCUCUGAAACUACAGGAUAUAUGUAAAACCGAGGACACCCAUUGGCAAAGAUAUUGCCAAUUUUAUGUAUUGCUGCUCAAAAGUCAUACAUUUCCUCUGGAAAUAUUGACACAUCCCUGUAUUAUUAAAUAGCAUUCAAGUAUUCAUUAUUUAUGUUACCUUCAGGUUUAGGAAGUGCAUAUCAAAUGAUACAUAAGCCUAUGUAAGUAUGUAUUUAUAAGGAAUGUAAAAUUUCAGCGUUGCUUUUGUAAUCAUUGUUUUUUAGUCAUUGCCGUUUUUGUUGUACAGUAUUUUCUUCCUCUAUCUCAUGAUAUUACUGUAUCAUACAUUUAUAAUAUGAAAGCACCCGUUCUGAAAGAUGUUUAAUACAGCUUGCUUUCAACUGUAUUUAGUUCGCUUUGGAAAAUUUUGUGGUAAAAAUGGCCUGUCUAGUGUAAUUGGUCUUCAAUUCAUCUGUAUAUUUAUUAUCAAUACUUUUGAACUUGACAGGAACAUGAAUACUGCCAGUCUAUUGUGCCUUGCCCUUAGGAAUCUCACUCAUGUCCUCUCUGACUUAUGUCACUCAAUACUGUAAUCUCCCUUUUUUGAGUGCAAUCUGUGAUUUCUUAUUACUUUCGUUGCAGCAAGCCUUAUAUCUGUAAAUUUUGCUAAUUUCAAUUGUAUUAUUUACGAUCUUGUGGUGGAAUAAGACGUUUGUUAUACUUUCUUACCCAAUGUCAGGAAAGUGUUGUUUACCUGAAGCAAAGGAAGAGCUUGUAAUUUAAUUUGUUAAUUUUAGCGCUGAUAGUAUUUUUAAAUUUUGUUUCUCUCACCAGUCAUUGGUUUGGUUUAUUUUUGGCUUGGUAUGGCUGAAAUCAUCUAGUCUUCUUCUAUGUUGGUUGUGUUCGGUUAACAUGUCAAUUUAGCUCAGAGAAAAGUAUUCUCAUCCAUCAUAUGUCUCAGUUUUCCAUUAUAAUUUCAAACCUGAAAUUAAUCAUAAAAGAAUUGUGUCACAUUCUGUCAUAUUUGGUGACUUGGUAUUAUUUUUAUUAUAUGUAACUUUUCUUCCAUUUCUCAAAAAAGAAGCAAGUUAUUAUAUACCUAGUUUGGGUGUAUUGUUUUUGUUUUGUUUUGUUUUUCUUUGUGCUACAUGUCACUGUUCAGUUACUGCAUUAAGGGUGUAUCAGUCUUUUUACAGUCACCUGUUGUUUCUUUUCUAUUUGUUUGGAAUUUCCAAGUUGUCUUCCUGUCUGAAUCAAGAUUUCCUUACAUGAGAAGAAGUUUUCAAGAAGCAGUCACACAUAUGUGUUUUUGUUCUACCUUAUUCCAAUAAUUGUUGUUAAUUCAUAGCACGUUUUUGUAAACUUUGUUAUAAAUUAUUUGUUUUGUGCAAGACACCUGUCACCCUCUAGAUGUGUUCUGAAAAUGCCUGAACUGUACCUACAAUGAUACUGAACAUUUCAACAACAAUUUCCGAUCUUGUGCCCUGAAACCUUCAGUGUUAAGGUAUAAAAGUUCUUCUGACUCAGUCAAAAGAAGUUACCUCCAUGAUUAGCAGGAAGUUUAUAUUAUUUACUUUUGGUGCACAUUAAAUUGAAUUGUGAUUAUCUUGAAUACUGGAGCAAUUUUGGGGGUUUUCUAUUAUGAUUGGUGUCUUGUAGUACCUGAUACAUUCCGUCAAAUGUGUUCUUUCCAAACCCGUGCCUAUCUGUUUCUAUGCAAGAAAUUUUUCUAUUGACCCUGACACUAGAAGAUCUGACCCAUUUCUAUCUAAUAUUAUUUUGUGCGAGCUUUGUUUUAUCUUUCCCUCCCUUCUUUCUGAUUUUAGGGUUUGUGUACAGGUAUUGCAGUUGUAAAGAGAUUCCAUAAACAUGAUGUACUCAUAAAUAUUUUUAUCUCUACAA